AUGGAAGACCAAGACAGGACGGCGGCCGGACAACAAGCUGAACCAGUCCUAGAGGGCAUCUUUGCGGUAGCCAAGCCUGCACAUGUCUCGUCAGCAGACGUCCUCCUCAAACUUCAAUCAACAUUCGCUCCAUCGACUACAUUUGCGCCGCUGCUCAGGCAUCAACCUAAACGUACCAGCAAAUCAUCCGAUCAGGUGUUUCGUUUAGGUCAUGGUGGCACGCUCGACCCUUUGGCUUCAGGCGUACUCAUUGUGGGGAUCGGGCGAGUCGUCGUGUUUGGUGCUAGCACCGACAGUUAUGAUUGCACGGGAACCAUUGUUGAAUCCGCAGAUACCUCGCAUAUCACUCGUCAGUUGGUCGAAGAAAAGCUGGAAAACUUUAGAGGAACCAUCAAGCAAGUCCCUCCAGUAUACUCUGCGCUGAAAAUCAAUGGCAUCAAAGCUUGCGAGUACGUGCGACAGGGUAAGGAGUUACCAAGAGAGUUGGAGAGUAGAGAGAUGAACGUCGAUGAAUGCACGCUAUUAGAUUGGUAUGACAUGGGAGAGCAUUCCUUUGCACUUCCUGGCGGAGAAGAGCCUGCUUCAGCGCCUGCAGCGCGUAUCAGGUUGACUGUGUGUUCUGGCUUCUACGUUCGCAGCUUUGCACACGAUCUGGGUAUCGCAUGCAGCACUUUUUCAUACAUGGCCUCUCUGGAUCGCACUCGCCAAGCCAACUUUACCGUCGAUUCCUCAGCCAGAUCUCCGGAUACUAUUUCCGCCCUCACAUACCCAGAACUGGAUGCUGGCGAAUCCACAUGGGGUCUGAAGCUCAGACCACAGCUUGAGAAGUGGGUUGCGGCGAAUCCGAUUAACUCAGGGCAUGUCAAUGGACGUCAAGAAAGCAUGAAGAGGAAGAUGGCGCAGGACAAAGAAACGAAGCCUAGACAGAGAUUCCGUGGAGAAUGGGUAGCUGAGACGAAGAAAGAAAGGAUCAAGCAGCAAGGAGGUAAAUUCAAGGGUAAAUGGGGACGGAAGCCCAAGGUUGAGCCAGCCUCGGAAUUGCCGUUAGCAGCACCCUCAGCCCAAACUACAAACACCAAAGGUGACUCGCCCAGCGAAGCGAAACCAACAACAUGA
Alternaria burnsii is the source of this 1116-nucleotide messenger RNA. RefSeq names its product trna pseudouridine synthase b. Gene Ontology annotation, biological process: mRNA pseudouridine synthesis; tRNA modification. NCBI's taxonomy places the organism in Eukaryota, Fungi, Ascomycota, Dothideomycetes, Pleosporales, Pleosporaceae. Gene Ontology annotation, cellular component: mitochondrion. The record is from RefSeq and is a predicted model, not a curated record. The transcript has 3 exons. Bases 1 to 1116 code for a protein of 371 amino acids. Gene Ontology annotation, molecular function: pseudouridine synthase activity; RNA binding.